CCAGACUAGGCCUAAUAGUAUUAUGUUAUUUUUUUCUUAAUGUAACAAUCCUGAUUAAAUACCUUUUGACACAUUUAUUCUAAGCUUACUCGGUUCCUUUCAAAACUAACUGCAAAUUACUGAGGUAACUAAUUUGUAUGUAACAAACGAACUUCAGCAAAAGUUUGGGAGACAUCAGCAACACCACCUUCUAGAUUGAGGUGAGAAGGUUGAUAACAAAUUUGUCAGCUGGAACAUGGCACAAAUCACUACCUUAGUAUCGUGGGAUACAGAGCUGAGUGCUGACUCUGUAGAGUGGUGUCCAUUUCCCUCCAAGCAUCAGCUGUUAGUCUGUGGCACUUAUCAGCUGAUUGAGGGGGAAGAUCAGCUGACAUCCUCCAGACAAGGCAAACUGCAUUUGCUGUCAUUUAUGGACUCUGAAGUGAAGGAACUCUCACUCCUGCAGACUGUUCACAUGCCUGCAGUACUCGACUGCAAGUGGGCUCCUCAGCUGAUCCAGGAUAAAGCUCUGCUGGGUGUCGUCAAUGCUGCAGGACAGCUGGUUAUCUACAAACUGAUUGAAGGAGAUGAAACAUUACCAGCCAAGCUCGUAGAGGAACUCAGCAUUAAUCUACCUAGCGCAGAAGACAAAGGAGAGGUCCUGGCUUUGGCUCUGGAUUGGUCUGUGAGUUGUGACGUGAGGAUUUCUGUCAGUGACUCAAAAGGUCGGAUAUCCAUCUUCUGUCUGGACACUGCAGGUCUAAAAUUGGAACACAACUGGACAGCCCAUGAAUAUGAAGCUUGGACAGUUCAUAUAGACCGUUUUUGUCCAAAUACUAUUUAUACAGGCGGAGAUGACGCCAAGUUAAGGGCGUAUGAUCUAAGAACAGACCUUCACUCAGCAAAGCUUACCUCCACUCGACAUUCUGCCGGAGUUACAAGCUUCGCUCAGUCAAGCCAGGAACAUCAACUAUUGUCUGGAAGCUAUGACGAGCACAUACUACAGUGGGACACUCGACGUAUGCAGCGACCUGUUCACUCGGUACACACAGGAGGGGGUGUGUGGCGGAUGAGGUUUAACACUACAGAGGACAUGCUACUGGCUGCCUGUAUGUACGAUGGCUUCCACAUAUAUGACAAGGACCUUACAGCUGUGGCCAGCUACAGAGAGCACAGUAGCAUAGCCUAUGGAGCACAUUGGAGUCAUGCAACAACACACAAUAUCAUGGCUACCUGCUCAUUCUAUGAUCACAAGCUCAAUGUAUCUUGUUGUAUCUAA
This is a messenger RNA of Macrosteles quadrilineatus (aster leafhopper), 1258 nucleotides long. RefSeq names its product diphthine methyltransferase. Lineage: Eukaryota; Metazoa; Arthropoda; Insecta; Hemiptera; Cicadellidae. Bases 236 to 1258 code for a protein of 340 amino acids. Gene Ontology annotation, molecular function: protein binding. The transcript has 8 exons. The record is from RefSeq and is a predicted model, not a curated record.